GCGGGCAAGCACAACCACCACACCGACACCACCGUCAUGGCUACUUUAUCUGCCGAGCAGACAUUACAAUUGCGAACUCAAUUACAUCAGGCCGUAGUUGCAUGUAACGAUCGUUGCUUAUAUCGUUCGGCAAAAUGGGCUGCAGAACUUCUCAAUGCAUUUGCGGAAUCCGAACAGGAUCUCGACAAUGCCUCGGACACAGAGCCAAGUUCUCCGACCAGCGAGGGUGAUCCAUGGACCAAUUUUCAGUUUUCACAAGAGUCACACGAGGCUCGAUUGGAGCGAAGGGAAUAUCCAAAGUUCCUCAUGGCCAAGUCCUUCUUCGACUGUCGUGAAUUCGACCGUUGCGCUGCUACUUUAUUACCCAGUCUUGUUCCGCAGAAACCCAUCAUUAGAGAUGCAACCAAUAUGGCCGCGAAGAGCAAGCCAAAACGAUCGGAACCAUUACCAGGCUUACCACAGCUUAGCCAACGUUCCCUCUUCCUUGCUCUGUACGCAAAAUACAUGGCUGGUGAAAAGCGCAAGGAGGAAGACAGUGAGAUGAUCCUUGGACCUACGGAUGGUGCCGUUACCUUGAACAAGGAACUUACGAGGAUAUCAAAUAUCCUCGACGAAUACCUGAGCGCACGAGGAGGCCUCCAGAGCACACACGAAUCACAGGGCUUUCUAGAAUACCUCUAUGGCAUCGUCUUAUUGAAAGGCAAGAAUGAUGCCCUGGCGAAAGCAUGGCUUCUCAAGAGCGUAAAUCAUUGUCCCUGGAAUUGGGGUGCAUGGCAAGAGUUGGCAGACCUGUUGAACUCGGCUGAAGAGCUCAACGAAAUCACAGAACACUUGCCGCAGAACAUCAUGACUUUCAUGUUCCACAUCUACUGCAGUCAGGAGCUGUUUCAAUCCACCGAGAAGGUGCACAAUGAGAUCAACCAGAUCAGCAACAUUUUCCCCAAUUCUGCCUUCCUGCAAACUCAGCGUGCAUUGCUGCACUAUCAUUCCAAAGAAUUUGAGGAGGCCGACGGCUUGUUCGCCGAUCUACUCUCACGACAUCCUUACCGCCUGGAUUCCAUGGACUCAUACUCAAACAUCCUCUACGUGAUGCCAUCGCGACCAAAACUAGCCUACCUCGCGUCCGUCGCCUCCACGAUCGACAAAUUCCGCCCCGAAACCUGCUGCAUUAUCGGAAACUACUAUUCCCAAUGCUCCGAGCACGAAAAAGCGGUCAUGUACUUCCGCCGCGCCCUAACCCUCGACCGCCAAUUCCUCUCCGCCUGGACACUGAUGGGCCACGAGUACAUUGAGCUCAAGAACACACAAGCGGCAAUUGAAAGCUACAGAAGAGCUGUGGAUGCUAAUAGAAAGGAUUAUCGCGCUUGGUAUGGAUUGGGUCAGGGCUAUGAGCUUUUGGACAUGCACUCAUAUGCGCUGUUUUACUUUCAGAGGGCUGUGGCGUUACAGCCUUGGGAUCCGAAGAUGUGGAUGGCGGUGGCGAAUUCGUUUGCUAAUUGUGGGAGGUUGCAGAAUGCGAUUCGGUCGUAUAAGCGUGCGUUGGUUGCUGGCAGCUAUCUGGACAAUGGUGGAGCCGUCAGUUUCACAUCUUCGGCGGACCCGUUGGCUGGUUCUGUGGGAGGCGCUCUGGACCCGGAGAUUUUGUAUCAGAUUGCUCUGCUUUAUGAGCGGGAUAACAGCAUGGAUGAGGCUUCUGCGUACAUGGAACUUACGCUUGCACAGGAGGAAGGGCCGGAUGAGGAUGACUUGCCACCAGGAGCACCUCUCUCCAGUGCCGGAGGAGGCAUUGGCAUUACACAGACGACAAGCAAGGCAAGACUGUGGUUGGCAAAGUGGAGUUUCGUAAAGCAAGACUGGCAGCGUGCGUCAGAGUUGGCGAAUGAGCUAUGUCAAGAUGGAGUCGAAGUGGAGGAAGCCAAAGCUCUAGUCAGAGAUGUGAGAGCCAGAUUAGAAGCCGAUGGUCAUAUAGGUGGAUGA
This is a messenger RNA of Aureobasidium subglaciale EXF-2481, 1977 nucleotides long. RefSeq lists its product as uncharacterized. NCBI's taxonomy places the organism in Eukaryota, Fungi, Ascomycota, Dothideomycetes, Dothideales, Saccotheciaceae. The record is from RefSeq and is a predicted model, not a curated record. The transcript has 4 exons. Gene Ontology annotation, cellular component: anaphase-promoting complex. Gene Ontology annotation, molecular function: protein binding. Bases 37 to 1977 code for a protein of 646 amino acids. Gene Ontology annotation, biological process: cell division.